UAGUCCUAAGCAAUGAAAAUCAGCAAUAAGCUUGUCUGUGGAGUGCAUAUAUAAAGGCUUCCUGAGGCACAAGACACAACACAUGUUUACAACUUCAACCCCUGUUGCUCCUUUCACUCCAAACAGAAUGGGAUCCUCAAAGUUGGCCGUGGUGUUGGUGUUGUUGGCCUGUGUGGAACGUAGUCUGUCUGCCUCCUGUGUCGUCGACAGCUUCAGUGUUAAAGAGGACUUUGACCCAAAGAGGUAUGCAGGAAAAUGGUAUGCACUGCAGAAGAAGGAUCCUGAAGGCCUGUUUCUGCAGGACAACAUCUCAGCUGAAUACACCAUUGAUGACGACGGCAGCAUGACCGCCUCCUCCAAAGGACGUGUCACUCUCUUUGGUUUCUGGGUGGUGUGCGCUGACAUGGCAGCCCAGUACUCUGUUCCUGACCCUGCUGUCCCUGGAAAAAUGUUCAUGAACUACCAAGGACUGGCCAGCUACCUAUCUAGUGGAGGUGACAACUACUGGGUGAUUGACACCGACUACGACAACUACGCCAUCACUUACGCUUGCCGCACCCUGAAGGAAGAUGGCACUUGCGAUGACGGCUAUGCCCUAGUCUUCUCCAGGAACCCCCGUGGCCUCCCUCCUGCAAUCCAGUUCAUCGUGCGUCAGAAGCAGGAAGAAAUCUGCAUGGCUGGACAGUUCAAACCUGUCCUUCAGUCUGGAGCCUGUUAGAGACAAACAGCAAUAUGUGCAGCUGUGAAAGCCUGUGAUGACAGUGGGUUAUCAGCAGGAGCAAGAAUGAGAGAGUGAAUGUGGCUGAAAAAAGUGUGAAUGUUUUAUAUGUGAGUGAUACUGUAAAGUGCAUAAAAGGCAAAGAUUCAGACCAAUGAGAGGAGGAAAGGAAUGGAUGAUUUUCCUUUUCUAUCAAUCAUACAUAAAUCAGAAAAAGAGAAGAAUUCAACUAUUGUGACAUUGUAAAUGCAAAAAAUUAAAAAAAAUAUUUUUCUAAACAAA
Sphaeramia orbicularis (orbiculate cardinalfish) is the source of this 1000-nucleotide messenger RNA. It is a transcript of the gene rbp4l, whose product is annotated as retinol binding protein 4, like. The coding region runs from base 83 to 718 and encodes 211 amino acids. Gene Ontology annotation, molecular function: retinol transmembrane transporter activity; retinoid binding. Lineage: Eukaryota; Metazoa; Chordata; Actinopteri; Kurtiformes; Apogonidae. The record is from RefSeq and is a predicted model, not a curated record. The transcript is spliced from 5 exons.